UUUACCAUCUUAAAAAUUUAGCAAAAAACGCAACAAAACAAUCUCCAACAGUUUGCUAUAUAUAUUUGCCAAAUCUGGACGUUUGCCAAAUUCUGGAGUCGCGCGUGUAGGUUUCCGCGCGCGGAAACGAUUCGCCAUCGAGCGUGCGCCCUUCUCCGGUUUUUGUUCCGGUGACGGACGACCAACAGCACCAGAACCAAAGCCAUGCGACAACCGAGGCUCCGGCUCCGGCGCCUGACGGCGGGCAGCAGCAGCAGCACAAGGUCUGCGUCGGGUUCGGGCGGCCGGAGACGAGCGACCUGACGGUGAUGCUCUACGGAAAAGAAGGCAUCGCAGUCAGAAUGAGCGUCCACAGCGACAUCCUCUCCCAGAGCAGCGCCUUCUUCGCCCACCGCCUCUCCGCCGCCGCCGCCGCCGUCGGCGGCUCCGCCCCCAACCAGCCCUGCGUGGUGGAGAUCCACGACUGCGACGACGCGGAGAUGUACGUGGAGACGGUGGGGCUCAUGUACUGCGACGAGGCCAAGCACCGGCUGCUGCUAAAGCAGGAGAGCGUCCCGCGCGUGCUCCGCAUCAUCAAGGCCGCCGACGUGCUGGGAUUCCGCGCCUGUGUCACGUCCUGCCUCCACUACCUGGAGGCCGUCCUGUGGGUCGGCGACGAGGAGGAGCGCAGCGUCGUGUCGUCGAUCCGCUGUCUCCAGAGCAAGGACAGGGACAAGGACGGCGGCUGCUGCAACUACUAGUACGGCGGAGUCAUUAGCCCGCUGCUGAAGAGGGUCGCCGCCUCCGAUGACUGUCUGAGACCGCCCAGCGACACGUUCGCGAGCAUCACGGAGAUGGUGCUGACGAGCACCGACGACCGGGGCCUGCGCGAGAUGAAGGCAAUGGUCCUCAACCUCCUUAAAGACAGCAGCCGCAGCAGCCAUGUCGCCUUUUUUUUAAUUUGGCAAGCCCAAAUGGCAAACUAUUGGAGAUAGUCAUUUUUUUCUACUUAUCAAAUUAUUUAGCAAGUUGCUAUAACUUGAAAUUUGGCAAACAAAAUUUAUCAAUUGUUGGAGAUGCUCUAAUAAAAUGCACACGG
Molecule: messenger RNA, 1078 nt
Organism: Sorghum bicolor (sorghum)
Lineage: Eukaryota; Viridiplantae; Streptophyta; Magnoliopsida; Poales; Poaceae
Product: BTB/POZ domain-containing protein At3g50780
Exons: 1
Coding region: 309-740 (143 amino acids)
Source: RefSeq, a predicted model, not a curated record